Molecule: messenger RNA, 1578 nt
Organism: Owenia fusiformis
Lineage: Eukaryota; Metazoa; Annelida; Polychaeta; Sabellida; Oweniidae
Source: the annotation of a GenBank genome assembly
AUGACGGAUAACCUUAAUAUGUUGGAUGCCUCUGACAUGCUGGCUGCAGCACUGGAGCAGAUGGAUGGAAUCCUGGCAGGGUUACCUGAUACAUAUACCAACACCUGGCAAGGUGAUAACUCAAGCACAGGAAUUUGGAAUAGUUGUAAAAUUGGGACUCAACAAGUUAACAUAUACAAAAUGUCUGAUUCUGAUAUUGAGGAAGUCUAUAGAGAGAAUAGUGAACUGUAUGAUGAUAAUGGCUCUAUAAGUGAUCUACUUGAAGAUGAACCAUCAGAUAAUAGUACGAGGAUUAAAGACAGCCAUCAUGACAGCAAUGUUAUUGAAGGUGAACAUGAAGAUAGAGGUAAUGACAUUAUAAAGGAGGUGAGAUUCUCUGAGAUUAAUGACUCAAUUGUUGUUCAAGAUGAACAUAUAGAGAAUUUAGUAAAGGAUAUAAGCACUGAUGACUCAAGUUUUAGUGAUGUAUAUGCACAUCAAUAUGAAGAACCCAAUGAUGGUGACAGCAUUAAGGAUGAGAGGAUUAAUGAAAAUAUAAAUGUUAUUGAAGAACAAAUGGAAAUUGGAACAACAUGUAGUGAAACCACCAACGUUUAUGAUGUGCUCCUUAUGGAGAAAAGCAGUGCAAAAGUUAAUGCUACCAAUACCAGAAAUGAUGGUCUGCAUCUGAAAACUGAAGAAAACAAUGAUAAAGGUGCUUUUGAAAAUGACUCAGAUACUAAAUAUGAAGAUGUACCUUUGAAUAGUGAAGUCAUCCCUAAAGCAACAUCUUUUGAUGAUAGUGAUAACAUUACUUUAGACAGUGAUGUAGUAAAAACUAACUUAGAAGGUGACAUUGAGCAUCAUGUUACUGGGCCCCAGAAGGAUGGUGCUGAUAAUAUUAAGGAUGAUGAGCAUGCUAUUGGUACAAAUGAGGAUGGUACAGUUGAUAUUGAAAAUAAUAAUACAGAACCAUUUGAAGAUUGCCCUCUGGAUUAUUAUACCAUUAGUAUAAAAGAAGAUAAUAUCUCUGAUGACGCAACAACAGAUGAAUCCAUUGAAGAUAGGCCUAUAGAUUAUUCUACUACUAGUGCCCAGAAGGACAAUACGUAUGUGGCUGAGAUAUUUGAAUCUCCUGAAGUUGGCAGUCCCAAUGAUUUGAAGGAUAAUAAACAUGUCCUUGAGGUAAAUGAUGUAAAGGUUUGUGAAGAUAAUAUUGCAGGUACAAGCGAGAUGAAAAUAUCUGGUAAUGACACCGAUAACUUAGAACUACAAUAUGGCCCUCCAAUGAAUGACAAAGAUGCUACCACAAGAGAGGACAAUGAAACCACAUUAGACAAUAACUAUACUGGUAAACUAGAACAUAUAAAGCUGUACAAAUCUAUGGAAGACUAUGCUGCAAGAGUAAAUGCAAAGGAUAUAUUUGUUGGUGAUAUUGAUGGUAUCAUGGAUGCAUCUGACGAUGACUCUACAGGAAGUAGUACUGCCACAAUAAGCAGCAGUAGUGGCAGUUUAGAAAUUGACAAUUCGGGGAUCAUUGAACUGCACAUUUGGGAAGAAGAUCUAGAAUCUCUUACUUUGGAUUCAACAGGUGAGUGA